CCACCACACCGCACCCCACCCUACCAAAAGAGAACAAAUAUUCUCUCCAUAAUCUAUUCUCAAUUUCUAUUUUUCGACUCCGAGAUGAUCGUUCAAUCCAUUCUCAGACUUCAGAUCUGCUAUCUAGGGGCUUCUACACAUUCUAAUCAUUAGUUUACUUUUUUAACUUUGCAAUUCCAAGUUCCUGACAUUGUUACAGAAAAUGCAGAGCUCAGGGAGUUCAUCUGCGCAACCUGAGGCCAUCUUGGAAUGGCUUCAGGAGGAAAUGGGGUACCGCCCACAAGGUCCAUACUACUCGUCCAACAAGGCAAUGUUGCCCUCCAUCGAUUCUAUCCGAAAGAUUUACCGUGGCAAUAUGGUCCCUGUGUGGAAUUUCUUGUUGCAGAGAGUUAAAUCGGAGAAGACAGUUGAGAAGAUUCGCCGUAAUAUACUUGUACAUGGCAGCAGCGAUGGUGGUUUGAUGGAUUCGGCGAAACCGAAUGAGGAAAGGAGGAGUAAGGGGAGGAAGAAGGAGAAGGAGAAGGUGAAGUUAGGGUUCGAUAGAGGAAUGGGUUCGGAUGGUUCUUCGGAGAGCAGGGAGAUUGCUUUGAGAGACAGGGAAUCGGCGGAGAAAGAGGUUGAGAGAUUGAGGCAUAUUGUUCGGAGGCAACGCAAGGACUUGAGGGCACGAAUGCUGGAGGUCUCUAGGGAGGAAGCUGAGCGUAAACGGAUGCUUGACGAGAGGUCCAAUUGCAGGCACAAACAAGUAAUGUUGGAGGCUUAUGAUCAACAGUGUGAUGAAGCUACUAGAAUAGUUGCAGAGUAUCAGAAACGUCUUCAACUCUAUGUAAAUCAAGCUAGAGAUGCUCAGAGGUCCAGUGUUAACUCUGCUGCUGAUGCAGCUGGCGAUUUCCAUGUGAAAGGUGAUAAAGAGGCUGUGUACUCCACUGUUAAGGGAACUAAUUCUUUGGACGAUGUUAUUCUCAUUGAAACUACUCGGGAAAGGGAUGUCCGGAAGGUGUGUGAAUUACUUGCUGCUCAUAUGAUUGACAAAAUACGUAGUUCUUUCCCAGCUUAUGAUGGGAGCGGCAUUCAUUUGAAUCCUCAUUUAGAAGCUGCCAAGUUAAGCAUUGAUUUUGAUGGGGAAAUCCCUGAUGAUGUUAAGGCUGUUGUUUUAAAUUGCCUCAAGAAUCCUCCUCAACUGCUUCAGGCAACUACCACAUACACAUUACGGCUGAAAACACUGAUUAGUAGAGAAACAGAGAAGAUUGACAUCAAAGCCGAUGCCGAACUCUUAAGAUAUAAGUUUGAGAACAAUAGAUUGACAGAUGCUGCUUCUCCUGAUGCCAACUCACCUCUACAAUUCCGAUUGUAUGAACAUGGGAAGAUGGGAGAUGACAUCCCUACAAAAGGGACUCAUAGACAGCUUCUUGAAAGACAGAAAGCACAUGUCCAACAGUUUGUGGCUACUGAAGAUGCAUUCAAUAAAGCUGCAGAGGCUCGGAAGUUAUGUCAGAAGCUCAUAAAACGUCUGCAUGGAAACAGUGAUGCAGCUUUAACACAUGGAUUUGCAGCUCGAGGCACAUCACAAAGUGUGGCGAGUCCCAGGCAGUUUGAGUUGGAGGUUUGGGCCAAGGAGAGGGAGGCAGCUGGAUUGCGGGCUAGCUUAAAUACAUUGACAUCUGAAGUACAACGCUUAAAUAAAUUGUGUGCAGAAUGGAAAGAGGCUGAAGAUUCAUUAAGGAAGAAGUGGAAAAAAAUUGAAGAGUUUGAUGCACGAAGAUCAGAGCUAGAAUCCAUCUAUACUGUUCUACUGAGGGCUAACAAGGAUGUUGCUGCCUUCUGGAAUCAGCAGCCACUAGCUGCAAGGGAGUAUGCAUCAAGCACCAUUAUUCCAGCUUGCUCAGUCGUUGCGGAGAUGGCAAACAGUGCCAAGGAUCUUAUUGAAAAGGAAGUAUCUGCCUUCUAUCAAAGUCCUGACAAUAGCCUUUAUAUGCUGCCAUCAACUCCACAGGCCCUCUUGGAGUCUGUGGGUGCUAGUGGAUCUACAGCACCUGAAGCAGUUGCUACUGCAGAAAAAAACGCUGCUUUAUUGACUGCUAGAGCUGGAGCUGGUGAUCCAUCAGCAAUUCCAUCUAUAUGCCGCAUCGCUGCUUCCCUUCAACAUCAUGCUGGUUUGGAAGGUUCUGACGCCGGAUUAGCUUCAGUUUUGGAGUCCCUGGAAUUUUGUUUGAAGCUCCGGGGUUCUGAAGCCAGUGUGCUGGAGGAAUUAUCCAAGGCAAUUACUUUGGUUCAUAUACGCAGGGAUCUUGUUGACAGUGGUCAUACAUUGUUAAACCAUGCAUAUCGGGCGCAACAAGAUUAUGAAAGGACAACAAGUUAUUGUUUGAGUUUGGCUGCUGAGCAAGAGAAGACCAUCAUGGAGAAAUGGUUGCCUGAACUUAAGACAGCUGUUGUGAAUGCUCAGAAAUGCCUAGAAGAUUGCAAACGUGUGAGGGGUUUGGUAGAUGAAUGGUGGGAGCAACCAGCCGCUACCGUUGUUGACUGGGUAACAGUUGAUGGGCAAAAUGUGGCUGCUUGGCUCAAUCGGGUUAAGCAACUUCAAAUGGCAUUUUAUGAUAAGGAGCUUCUAUAACUGUAUGCUUCAAGCACUCACUGCAGGAUGAUUUGCACCAGCAUUUUAUUAUGCUUGACACUUGUUUGGUCCACUCCCAUGCCAAGUUGGAAGAUUACAUUCCUGGGAGUUUUGGUUGAAGCAAACUGGCACUG
This is a messenger RNA of Telopea speciosissima, 2748 nucleotides long. Its product is annotated as AUGMIN subunit 5-like. The transcript has 10 exons. The coding region runs from base 203 to 2614 and encodes 803 amino acids. Gene Ontology annotation, biological process: spindle assembly. Gene Ontology annotation, cellular component: HAUS complex; spindle microtubule. NCBI's taxonomy places the organism in Eukaryota, Viridiplantae, Streptophyta, Magnoliopsida, Proteales, Proteaceae. The record is from RefSeq and is a predicted model, not a curated record.